Molecule: messenger RNA, 1558 nt
Organism: Phragmites australis (common reed)
Lineage: Eukaryota; Viridiplantae; Streptophyta; Magnoliopsida; Poales; Poaceae
Product: indole-3-acetate beta-glucosyltransferase-like
Exons: 2
Coding region: 1-1458 (485 amino acids)
Molecular function (GO): UDP-glycosyltransferase activity
Source: RefSeq, a predicted model, not a curated record
AUGGCGCAUGUCCUCGUCGUGCCAUUCCCCAGCCAGGGCCACAUGAACCCCUUGGUGCAGUUCGCCAAGGCGUUGGCGUCCAAGGGCGUGGACACCACGCUCGUCAUCACCCGCUUCAUCGCCCGGACGGCCUGCGUGGACGCGCGUCCGGCGAUGGUGGAGACCAUCUCCGACGGGCACGACGAGGGCGGCGUUGCGUCGGCCGCGAGCCUCGGCGAGUACAUCGAGAAGCAGAAGGCCGCUGGGUCGGCGUCGCUGGCUGCACUCAUCGAGGCACGCGCGGCGGCGGGGUCAGGGUCGUCGGGGCGCCCCGGCCCCUUCACGUGCGUCGUGUACGACUCGUUCGAGCAGUGGGUGCUGUCAGUAGCGCGCCAGAUGGGCCUGCCGGCCGUCCCGUUCUCCACCCAAUCGUGCCUGGUGAGCGCCGUGUACUACUACGUCAGCCAAGGGAGGCUCGUGGUGCAGCCGCCGACGAGCGGCGACGGCGCCGUCACGCGGAGUGAGGCGCUCGAGGGGCUGCCAGAGAUGGAGAGGUCGGAGUUCCCGUCGUUUGUGUUUGACGACGGGCCGUACCCGAUGAUCGCCGAGCUCGCGCUCAAACAGUUCGCCGAGGAGGGGAAGGAUGACUUGGUGCUGUUCAACUCGUUUGAGGAGCUGGAGAGUGAGGUCUUGGCUGGACUAACAAACCACAUGAAGGCCCGAGCCAUCGGGCCGUGCGUGCCGCUCCCCGUCGAUGACGCCGAUUUCGUCGGUCGCAUCACCUACGGCGCCAACCUGCUCAACCCGGAGGACGCCUGCAUCAAGUGGCUGGACACCAAGGCUCGCGGCUCUGUGGCCUACGUUUCCUUCGGCAGCUUCGCGUCCCUCGGCGCCGCCCAGACGGAGGAGAUCGCCCGCGGCCUCCUCGCCGCGGGCAAGCCGUUCCUGUGGGUGGUCAGGGCCACCGAGGAGGCGCAGCUCCCGCGCGACAUCCUGGACGACGCGACGGCGUCGGGCGCGGCGCUGAUCGUGCGCUGGAGCCCGCAGCUGGACGUGCUGGCGCACCAGGCCGUGGGCUGCUUCCUGACGCACUGCGGCUGGAACUCCUCGCUUGAGGCGCUCAGCUUCGGCGUGCCGAUGGUGGCGAUGGGGCUGUGGACCGACCAGCCGACCAACUCGCUGAACGUCGAGCGCGCAUGGGGAGCCGGCGUGCGCGCGCACCGCGACGCUGACGCGGGGAUGUUCCUGCGCGGUGAGGUCGAGCGUUGCGUGCGCACGGUCAUGGACGAGGGCGAUGGUGCGUCUGCCGCACGCAAGGCGGCGGGAAAAUGGAGGGAAAAGGCUCGCGCGGCAGUGGCACCCGGCGGCAGUUCGGACCGGAACAUGGACGAGUUCGUGGAGUUCGUGCGCGCCGGCACCGCGGAAAAGUGGAAGGCGCUGGUUCUUGAGGGCAGCGAGCCUGCAGGGCCCGAGAUGUGAUGAUGCGAAAGAGCGCGCGUGAACUGAAAAGCUCAAUGAUUGGUGCUUGCUUUGGUUUAUGAUUCGGUUUGGCUAUAAGGCCAUUCCUAAUGGUUUAUUU